Ananas comosus (pineapple) is the source of this 2069-nucleotide messenger RNA. Its product is annotated as threonine--tRNA ligase, chloroplastic/mitochondrial 2. The transcript is spliced from 8 exons. Gene Ontology annotation, biological process: threonyl-tRNA aminoacylation. The record is from RefSeq and is a predicted model, not a curated record. Gene Ontology annotation, cellular component: chloroplast stroma; mitochondrion; cytoplasm. Gene Ontology annotation, molecular function: ATP binding; threonine-tRNA ligase activity. Lineage: Eukaryota; Viridiplantae; Streptophyta; Magnoliopsida; Poales; Bromeliaceae. Bases 48 to 2069 code for a protein of 673 amino acids.
AUGCCCCAACUCGGAGUGGUCACAGCGGAGCGGCGAGGUUCACACAAAUGGCGGCAAUAUCGCCCUCUUUGCUACUCCCCCACGGCCAAACCCUAGCUUCUCCUCCGCUCCAUCGGAGGCUCCUCCUCACCUUCGCCCGGAGAGCCCCCGCCCUUUCGUCUAGGGUUCCGGCGAGGAAGCGCCAUGGCCCUUCGCGCCGCUCCCCUCCGCCCCACGCUGUUGCGGCGGAAGAGGCCGCGGUUGAGACCGAGGAGCCGGAACAACAAGCGUCGUCGGCGGCGGCUAUGGUGGUGGAGGUGGAGGUGGAGAAGGAUAGGGUUGUGCUCCCCACCAACGACUCUUCAGAGCGGUUGCUUCGGAUUCGCCACACGUGUGCCCAUGUCAUGGCCAUGGCUGUUCAGAAACUCUUCCCUGGUUCUAAAGUGACUAUAGGUCCAUGGAUUGAGAAUGGAUUCUAUUAUGAUUUCGAUAUGGAACCUUUGACGGACAAAGACCUUAAAAGAAUAAAAAAGGAAAUGGACCGUAUCAUCAGCCGAAAUCUGCCAUUAAUAAGAGAAGAAGUUUCUAGAGAAGAGGCUCGAAACAGAAUCAUGGCCCUCAAUGAACCAUAUAAGUUGGAGAUUCUAGAAGGCAUCAGAGAAGAACCUAUUACCAUUUAUCAUAUAGGAAAUGAAUGGUGGGAUCUAUGUGCUGGGCCCCAUGUGGAAUCCACUGGAGAGAUAAGCAAGAAAGCUGUUGAGCUUGAAUCUGUUGCUGGGGCCUACUGGAGAGGUGAUGAGAAUAAACCAAUGCUGCAAAGAAUAUAUGGAACAGCAUGGGAGAAUGAAGAACAAUUAAAGGCUUACAUCCACUUCAAGGAGGAGGCAAAGCGCCGUGAUCAUAGGCGUUUAGGACAGGAUCUUGAUCUCUUCUCUCUGCAGGAAGAUGCUGGUGGAGGACUAGUGUUUUGGCACCCAAAUGGUGCCAUAAUCAGGCAUCUAAUUGAAGAUUCAUGGAAGAAAAUCCAUCUGCAACAUGGAUACAAGCUGUUGUACACCCCCCAUGUCGCUAAGGCCGAUCUUUGGAAAACAAGUGGCCAUUUAGAUUUCUACAGGGAGAAUAUGUAUGACCAGAUGAAUAUAGAAGAUGAACUCUAUCAGCUCCGUCCUAUGAACUGCCCGUAUCACAUUCUAUAUUACAAAAGUAAACUGCACUCAUAUAAAGAAUUCCCUAUCAGAUUCGCAGAGUUGGGAACCGUAUACAGAUAUGAACUCUCUGGUAGCUUGCAUGGACUGUUUCGUGUGAGAGGGUUUACUCAGGAUGAUGCACAUAUAUUUUGUUUGGAUGAUCAACUCAGAGGUGAAAUAAAAGGUGUUCUUGACCUGACGGAGGAGAUAUUGUUGCAGUUUGGUUUCAACAAGUAUGAGGUGAACCUUUCAACUAGGCCAGGUAAAUCUGUUGGUAGUGACAAUAUAUGGGAAAAAGCAACAGCUGCCCUAAAAGAUGCUUUAGAUGAUAAAGGCUGGAACUACCAGAUUGAUGAAGGCGGUGGUGCUUUUUAUGGUCCAAAGAUUGAUCUCAAAAUUGAGGAUGCUCUUGGAAGGAAGUGGCAAUGUUCUACUGUUCAGGUUGAUUUUAACUUGCCAGAGCGGUUUGACAUUUCUUAUGUGGAUUCAAAUGCUGAAAAAAGACGACCAAUUAUGGUCCACAGAGCUGUUCUUGGUUCUUUGGAGCGAUUCUUUGGUGUCCUCAUAGAACAUUAUGCCGGUGAUUUCCCUCUUUGGAUUUCCCCAAUGCAAGCUCGUGUUUUACCUGUCACAGAUAAUGAGGUGAACUACUGUGAUGAGGUUGUCUCGAAGCUACAAUCUCAUGGCAUCCGUGCAGAGCUUUGCCAUGGUGAGCGCUUACCAAAGCUCAUAAGGAACGCUGAGAAGCAGAAAGUGCCCCUUAUGGCAGUUGUUGGGCCUAAAGAAGUUGAAACCAAAAAUGUGACAGUUAGGUCUCGGUUUAGUGGAGAGAUUGGAACGAUGACUGUAGACGACUUCAUCGCCAGAAUAAAUUAUGCUGUUGAGAAGAAAACCUCACUGUAG